UUCAUUCACCAACCUCACACCCAUAGAACGUUCUCUUUCAAAAAACAAACACCAUGCAAGAAGCUUUUUUACAUCUAUAUUCUCCUAUUCUCUCUCUUCUCCUUCUCUUCUCCGCUCUUCUCUGUGUUUUGAUCUUCUUAUGCUUUGAAUGGGUGAGGGGCAUGCCCAAACGGCUCCCACCCGGUUCCAUGGGGUGGCCUUAUAUUGGAGAGACACUCAAGCUCUACACUCAAAAUCCAAACACCUUCUUCUCAAACCAUAUAAAAUGGUAUGGAGCUAUAUUCAAGACACAUAUAUUGGGCUGUCCUUCCAUAAUGAUUUCGAGCCCAGAAGCAGUGAAGUUUGUGUUAGUGAGUCACGCCCACUUGUUCAAGCCCACAUUCCCUUCCAGCAAAGAGAUGAUGAUAGGACCACAGGCUGUGUUCUUCCAUCAAGGUCCAUACCAUUCAAAGCUAAAGAAGAUGAUUCAGUCCACCUUCCUCCCUUCUUCAAUACAGGGAAAUAUCUCCGAGAUUGAGCGCCUUGUUCUCAAAUUGCUACUUCCUUGGGAGAACAACAUCAUCAACACUCUCAAAGAGAUGAAACGGUUCGCCUUCGAAGUCGCAAUGUUCUCUAUCUUUGGACAUAAUAGAGAUUUUGAAACAGAAGGAAUCAAGGAGUUGUAUCAUCGCAUAGAGAAAGGCUACAAUUCAAUGCCCUUCAAACUACCAGGAACUUCAUUUCACAAAGCAAUGAAGGCAAGGAAGGCUCUACAUGAAAUAUUGAAGAGGAUGAUAGAGAAGAGGAGGGAAGAAAAGAAAGAUGGUGGAGGUCUAUUAGGAGUCUUGUUGGGGUCUAAAGAUCAGAAAGCUCUUCAUCUAAGUGACUCUCAGAUUGCUGAUAAUAUAAUUGGAGUGAUUUUUGCAGCUCAUGACACCACUGGAAGUGUUCUCACAUGGGUUUUGAAAUAUCUGAGUGAUCAUCAAAAUCUCCUUGAAUCUGUUAUUAGAGAACAAGAAGACAUUCGACUUGGAAUUCUAAACGAAGGCCGUUCGCUGACGUGGCAAGAUACGAGAAAAAUGACUAUGACUAGCCGGGUGAUACAAGAGACGUUGAGGGCAGCGAGCGUGCUUUCGUUCACUUUUAGAGAAGCGGUCGAAGACGUAGAGUUCCAAGGCUACUUCAUUCCUAGAGGUUGGAAGGUUCUUCCUCUCUUCAGAACCAUCCAUCAUUGUGCUGACUUCUUCCCUCAACCAGAGAAGUUCGAUCCUUCCAGAUUUGAGGUGCCACCAAGACCAAACACGUAUCUGCCAUUCGGCAACGGUGUGCACUCCUGUCCAGGGAGUAAGCUGGCCAAGCUCGAGAUGCUCGUCCUACUCCACCACCUCACCACCAUGUUCAGGUGGGAAGUAGUGGGGAACGACAAUGGAAUAAAAUAUGGACCGUUUCCGGUUCCGAAAAGAGGACUGCCCAUAAGGGUCACCCCAAGGAUACAUCAAACCAAGGAUCUAAGGGUUCAAGCCACGUGUCGCUAA
Molecule: messenger RNA, 1514 nt
Organism: Magnolia sinica
Lineage: Eukaryota; Viridiplantae; Streptophyta; Magnoliopsida; Magnoliales; Magnoliaceae
Product: abscisic acid 8'-hydroxylase 2-like
Exons: 8
Coding region: 54-1514 (486 amino acids)
Biological process (GO): sterol metabolic process
Molecular function (GO): oxidoreductase activity, acting on paired donors, with incorporation or reduction of molecular oxygen; heme binding; iron ion binding
Source: RefSeq, a predicted model, not a curated record